UCAAAUGCGCAUGCGCGAAAUUUAUAUCCUGUGAGAUUCUGAAAGUGAGGAUCUGACAAAUUGAUCACUUUUACGCCGAUUAAGACUCAUUAAUAACCGAUCCUUUUCAAUUUAUACUUUCAAACACAAUUCCUAAAAAUUAUGUACAAAUUAUUGUAUUAAUUUGUCAGGAACCCCAGGAGUCCAUUGUUAAAAAAGGGUGUUGUUUUUGUCAACACCAUCGAUUAAAAUCACCUGUCAAAAGUGUCAUGAUGGUUGUAUCCGAAUAAACGAUGGCAGAUGCUCACAAUUUUAACUACGGCUGGCAAAAUACACCUCCCGGAGUAACAGGUCAACCGCAAAGCUCAGCAGGUUCAACAGGUCCCGCACCUCCUUUUCAAGGCAGCAUGAUUAAGAAUCCACAACCUGUGGCAAAUGGUCCUAAUGUGGGUCAGCCGCCGCAGAUGUUCCAACCACCACCACCAGGUGUAAAUGGCAUGCCAACAGCAUCAGCACUAAACCAGUUCCCUCAACGACCUCCAGGGCCAGGAAUUGGAUUUUUUAAUGGCACAAAUGCUCCUCCGUCUGGACAGUUUAACCCACCACCACGGGCAGGGAUGCCAGGAAUUCAGGGACUGCCCCAGUUUCGACCCACUGUACCUUUGCAACAGAGACCACCACCUCCUGCAAGCCAGUCUGGCCCCAUGGGAUCUCCUAGUUUGGGGCCCCGCCCACCAGUGCCGUCAGCCUUUCAGCCCCCAGUGGGAUCAUUUUCUCAACCUGUGUCUCAGCCUCAAGAGCUCCCAGACAGACCCAAUGAAUUGCCUGUACCAUUUCAUGGUCAUGGCCAGUAUAGCCACCAGAUUGGCAUGACCCUAACACCCGGAUUAACACCCUCCAACUCAGGUCCUCCCUCCCAGCGGUCGUCUCGUACUAACUCACCAGCUGUCCUUAGCCAGCAGAGUCUAGAUGCACUCGAAGGACAGUUCAGAGGAACACCUGACCAGGAGCAGUUGGGCCCAGGUGAACAACAGUCACUGCCCCAGAGCCAGUCUGAGCCCCUAGUCACACAGUGGCAGCCAGGUUUGACUACUGGGGUUGGAUUCUCUCCAGCAUCCCAGCCAAAUAUGACAGCCAUACCGAGACCAGUUGGUCCUCCUUCUUCAAUGCAACAAACUCCACAUAAUGUACAGCCUCCAAUGUCUGCUCCAGGUCAGAGGCCUGGGAUUCCCCCAUUAUCAGGGCAGGGAAUGCAGCCACAAGGGAUGUCUGGCCAGACACAACCAGGGUUUGGUCCUCCUACAUCAGCACCCAAUAGCCAACCUGCUGUUUUUCCACCAGCCCCUAUAAACCAAGUGCCUGGCUUUCCCCCACAAGCGAUGUCAUCUACAACUCAAGGGCCUCAGAUUCCAACUCAGCCACAGGUUCCUGGAUUUGGACCUACUGCAUCAACUAAGCAUGCAGGAUUUCCUCCACAGCCCCAACUAUCUACCAGUCAAGUUCCAGGAUUUCCCCCACAACCCCAGUUGUCAACCAGCCAAGUUGCAGGAUUUCCCCCACAACCCCAGUUGUCAACCAGUCAAGUUGCAAGAUUUCCCCCACAACCCCAGUUGUCAACCAGUCAAGUUGCAGGAUUUCCUCCUCGGCCACAGUCUUCUAUACAGAGACCUGGAUUUCCCCCAACUCCACCAUCAUUAGCAACUCAAAGACCAGAAUUUCCUCCACCCCCUCAGUCCUCAGCGAAUCAAGUUCCAGGAUUUCCUCCUCAGCCCCAGUUUCCAGCCAAUCAGAGACCAGGAUUUCCUCCUCAGAACCAGUUUAUGGCCAAUCAGAGACCAGGAUUUACUCCACCACCACAGUCAUCAGCCAAUCAGGUGUCAGGAUUUCCUCCACCGCCACAGCCAUCAGCCAAUCAAGUUCCAGGAUAUCCUCCACCACCACAGUCAUCAGCCAAUCAAGUUCCAGGAUUUCCUCCACCGCCACAGCCAUCAGUCAAUCAAGUUCCAGGAUAUCCUCCACCACCACAGUCAUCAGCCAAUCAAGUUCCAGGAUUUCCUCCACAACCUCAGACUUUAACCAACCAGAGACUGGGAUAUCCUCCACCACCGCAGACCAAUCAGCAGCCUGGCUUUACAACAACCAAUCAGCAACCUUCUUUUGAAAACACAGCUUCUGGUGCUCAACAGUAUGGGAAAAAUGUUCAAGACUAUGUCAACAAACCUUUAACAGCAAACUUCAAUAAUAUGUCUUUACAGGGAAGUCAGUGUAUUGAUUUAUUACAACAGAAGAAGUUGUUACCGCCUGAUGGGGUACCAGUUCCCAAACCUGCGAUACCAAAUGAUUCACGAAAUGUGAACUGCAAUCCUGAGGUGUUUCGAUGCACACUAAACUGCAUACCCCAAACUUCAGCAUUGUUGAACAAGUCCCGCUUGCCUCUAGGAAUAUUGAUUCACCCAUUCAAAGAUUUAUCGCAACUGCCUGUCAUACAGUCGAGUGUGAUAGUUCGAUGUCGCUCCUGUCGCACAUAUAUCAAUCCCUACGUGCAGUUUGGGGACAGCAGAAAGUGGAAAUGUAACCUGUGUUAUAGGGUAAAUGAAUUGCCGGAUGAGUUUUCAUUUGACCCAGUUACCAAAUCAUACGGUGACCCACAGCGUAGGCCAGAAGUGAGAUCAGCGACUAUAGAGUUUAUUGCCCCUUCAGAAUACAUGUUGCGGCCGCCCCAACCUGCUGUAUAUUUGUACUUAUUAGAUGUGUCCUUCAAUGCAAUAGAAACUGGUUAUCUGUCGAUGUUCUGUGAGACUUUACUGGAGGCCUUAGACCGUAUUCCUGGAGAUACGCGAACUCAGCUAGGCUUCAUUGCGUACGACAGUGCUGUUCACUUCUUUAACCUGGCUGAGGGCCUUUCACAACCCCAGAUGCUCACUGUGUCGGAUGUAGAUGACAUAUUUCUGCCAUGCCCGGAUGAUCUACUAGUCAACCUGAACGAGUCUCGCAGCCUGGUGAUGGACCUGCUGGCUCAACUGCCCACGUUGUUUGAGAAGAACAUGGACACCCGCAGUGCUCUAGGGGCCGCUCUGCAGGCCGCAUACAAAAUGACCUCGGCGACUGGUGGUCGUAUUACGGUUAUGCAGACUGUGCUGCCCACACAGGGGCCUGGGGCUCUACAGAACAGAGAGGAUCCCACCCAGAAAUCUGGCAAAGAUGUAACCAGUCUUAAUCCUGCAAUAGACUUCUACAAGAAGAUGGCACUAGACUGUUCAGCCCAGCAGAUCGCGGUGGAUCUCUUCAUGUUCAAUGGACAGUAUGCAGACAUGGCUUCUAUAGAGUGUGUCUCCAAGUUUUCUGGAGGUUGUAUUUAUUACUAUCCAUCUUACCAUGUGGUCAGAACCCCUCACUAUGUGGAGAAAUUUGAGGUGGAUUUGCUCCGAUACCUGACUAGGAAGAUUGGCUUUGAGUCUGUGAUGAGAGUUCGAUGCACUAAGGGGAUAAGUAUUCAUACGUUCCAUGGGAACUUCUUUGUGCGUUCAACUGACCUGCUGUCACUUCCCAAUGUAAACCCCGACGCCGGCUUCGGCAUGCAGAUGACGAUAGAGGAGUCACUUACUGAUGUCUCCACAAUGUGUUUCCAGGCUGCCCUACUGUAUACUUCUAGUAAAGGAGAACGACGUAUCCGGGUACACACACUGUGUUUGCCGGUGUCCAACCAGAUGAGCGAGAUUCACGCCUCUGCGGAUCAGCAGGCUAUAGUGGCUCUACUGGCCAAGAUGGCGGUUGAUCGCAGCCUAUCAUCGUCCAUGUCGGAUGCACGUGAGGCUAUAGUGAACGCCUCUAUUGACAUCCUCGGCUCCUAUGGUAGCUCCCUGCACGCGUCCCAGCGCUCUAACGGCCUCCCUGUCAAUGAGCAGUUGAGACUCAUACCUCUUUACUGCCUGGCUUUGCUCAAAUCUACUGGUUUCCGUGUGACUGGUUCUGUGCCACUGGAUGAACGAACCCACGCUCUGCAACAGUACAAGACCCAGCCUGUGAGUCAGCUGAUACAGAUGAUCUAUCCAGACCUGUACCCGGUACACACCAUAAUGGAUGUGAAGCUGAAGAAGAAGGGCUCGUUUGAGUGUGCAGACCUGCCCCUGCUACAACUCUGCUCGGCCAACGUGGACCGCCAGGGGGCGUACCUCCUGGACACGGGAGACAUCAUGUACCUCUAUGUGGGCAGUGCCAUCAACGAACAAUUCUGCAAGGACAUACUGGAUGUGCCCAACUUUGCUGCAAUAAGAGAGGGAGGCAUUAGGGAGUUACCAGAGCUUGAGAAUGAUGGCUCUGAACGUAUGAGAACCUUCCUGGCCUCCCUAAUGGAUAACAGACCUACAGGGGCUGCCUUAAUUAUUGUGAGGGAUGACGGCAAGCUGAGGUUGCAGUUUUUCCAGCAUUUCGUAGAAGACCGGAAUGACUCUACUAUCUCCUACCAUGAGUUCCUUCAACAAAUUCAAGGCCAGAUCAAGAGAUGAAACUUGAAGUAGCCUAGAAGCUUGAUAUUUGAACAUUCAUCUGCAGUGCUAAAUAGACUUUAUUUCAUAUCGCAGUUAAUCAAUGUAAACAUGGCUGGGCAUUUAUGAUAAUACAUCUAUGGACAACAAUUAAGUGUCCGCAAGUCGAAGACAGUUUUGUUUUAAGAGGGCAAACAUGGGAUAAGUGAUCGUAGCUUAAUUGCUUCUAUGCUGAUCUUCUUAAACUCAUCGGACAAGCAGGGGUCAAAUAUAACAGAGCCCUAAACCUUUGGUAUAUAAGCAGCAAGAGGUCUAGAAGAGUACUGAUUACUGAGGACAUUUAGUUAGACUGAAUUGUUAAAUACAGGGCAUUGUUGAGCGAGUUCAAAAUAAAGAAUUGUGAUGUUAAAUGUCUUAUAUAUUUGCAGUAAAUGGGUUCUUAAUGCACUGGCAAGUAGAUUUUAGGUCAGAGCAAUUAGCUUUGCAUAGAAAACUGUUGGCUUGAAAGUUUAUGUCCAGCCCUGGUAUAGUAGAAAGUGAAGGCCCUCUUAUGCAUUUUCAAUAUGGUGGUGAUUUGUUAUUUAGUGGUAGUGUUAAUUGUGAAAUAUUUUUUGAUUGAAUGAAACAGGUGGUUUUCACAAGAAUUGGAAGAAAUAUAGGGAAUUUAAAUUAUGUAAACUGCAGUGCAUAUGAAUGUAUUUAUGUUAAUUAUAAAUAGGUAAAUUAUGUUUUUAAAAAUUACAGUAUUGUAUUUAGUGAUUUAUUACUUUACAAACAUCAUUAACUAACUUGGUUACAUUGACGGCAUGAAAAAAUAGAGCUUUAAAGAUGAAUGAAUGUGUAUAUAGAAAAUCUGCAUUGAAUUGGGGCAGAAACAAUUUGCUCUUCGAUUGUCAACCUUAAUUAUUAUUUAUGGUGGUGAAUCAUUAUUGAUUGUCUGUUAUCUACUGACCUAUAAAACAUUAUGGAAGAAGUUUAAUAUUAUAAUUAUUUUGUAUAUUCAUUGUGAAUACUGUAUAAUUAUAUAUAAUAAAUAUGCCAUUGUAUAUUGUGUAACAGAACUAUUUAUUGACUUAUUGUGCUUACUGUUUAUUUUAAUUUUGUGAUAAAGAACACUGUGUAAAUUGUGUUGAUGUGUUUUGACACAUGCAGUUUGCCAAGUUUGUGAACAAUUAAUUUCAUGGAUUUUAUGUAUACUGCAAAAUAAUAAAAUUUAGCCUAACAUUAAUAUUCUUCCAUUUAAUGACUAGAAUGAUCAGCCUUUUUAGUUACAAACUAAUGUUAUUUUAUUGGUUUUCAGAUAGUACAUUCAUAUCAUUCUGAUAGAAAAAACAACAGAGGGACAAAUUACAGCUGCAAAACUCAUGAUUGGAUUGAAGUUAAAUGAAGAAUUGAAGUGAAGCACAUGACAAUACGUAAUGGGCUUUGUUACCCUGCUUUUCUAAGACAAAGCCUGUCAUGCAAUGUAGAAGGAAUGUUCAUGUUUUUGCAUAAAACAGUCAAUCUAAAUGGUUAAAUAUCGCCCCUUGGUGCAAAAAUGGUACCAUGUGGCAUUGAAAUUAGAAGGCACAUGGUACCUUUUUGCACCAAUGGGGUGAAUUAUGUUGUCAGUCAAAUUGCAUUGUAUGUUUAAUUAAAUACAAUGUUCAUGGUUGUUAUAAAAUAAAAAGGGAUGUCUAUAAAUAUAAAUUUAUUAUUUUACAUAGUAUAGUUGUAAAAUAUAUAAAUUAUAAAUUGCAUUAGAGUUUGGAGUUAAUAUUCCUUAAUUGUCAAUGGUCAAUAGUAAAGUUCAAAGAUAAUAUAAUCAAUAAUGAACUCUCAGUCGACUAUGCUGUGUCCAAUUGUUUAAAACAUUAUUGCAUACAGAAAUGCAUAUAGACAUGUCUCAACAUAUCUGGAAACACUUGUAGAGGGUAGAAAACUGCUGUGUCUUGAUUAUGUAGCUCAUAUUUUGGAAAGCUCAGAUAGAUUAUCCAAAUUGCUGAAGCUCUUGUGUUAGGUUGCUUACCAAAAAAUUUUUUAAUUCAAUUAUGUUAAGGCUUUGUAAAAGCCGUUUUUGUUCAUCUUCAUAUUAAUGGAGAUACUUAGUGUAUUGAGUGUUUUUCAUUGAACUUUUGUCUUUCUUUUUAAUUGUAUUUUGUCAUUGGAAAAAAAGAGUUGUUGUAGAGAAUAUAGUGUACUUAAUUUGUUUAAAAUGUUGUAAUUCACUUAGAUAUACAUUUCUCUCUGAGGGGAACUUUGAUGAACUGUUUCAUUCAUUUCACUCAAGUUUUUGUUUAGGGCAUUGGCAUAAACAUACAUUUGCUGUAGAAUACUUGUUAAUUUUGUUGUCUGACUGUUUAAAAAGAUGAACAAAGAUUAUUUUCAGUAUGUAUUUUGCAUUCAUGAUAUGAGCUUCAAACUUAAGUAAAUAUUUGUCUAUUAAGUGAACGAUUGCAUAUUAACAUGUGGUGUAUAUUUAACUUCAGUGAAGUUUCCUGCAAGCCUUUCUGUCACUUUGAGUGAACUAGAAUUUCAUUGCUUUCAACGCUUGCUGUACAUGUGUAAUAUAAUUUAGCCUAGCUCGUGGUAAAACCGUGAUUUAUGCCUGUGCGUAAAGUAUCCAUCUAGUUUAGCCUGUGCGAUCGACACAGGCUAAUCAUGAACAACACUUCAUGCCUAGACUGGAUAUUCUUUUUCUUUUAGAAGAGACUACCAUCAUACGGAAAAUUUUCUUUAACUCUUUCAGUGCUGGAACCGAAUUUUGAAGGCCCUUGCAAACAGUUUGGAUCCAGAUGAGACGCCACAGAACGUGGCGUCUCAUCAGGAUCCAAACUGUUUGCUAUUCUGAUAGUAUUCUUUGAAAAAAAUCAAAGAAAAUGCUAAUUUUAGAAAUUCAGCAGACAACAUUUUAGCAGACGACAAAUUUCCCAGCAUGCAAAGGGUUAAAGUGGAAAGUAUCAUCCCUCAUGAGCCUGUGCAGUGAUGAUACUUUACCCACAUGCAUUUAUCCCGCGUUUCCCACAAUGUGGCUCAUAUUUAUAAAUAUGUUGUAAUUGUGUGGUAAUUUACAAUCUUCAAUUACUGCUUAAAUGGUUUGGACACAGCCACACCUGUUAGGUUGAAGUUUUUUAUGAUGCCAUUCUACACAUAAUACACAUUCAAGUUUAUGUAAUGACGUACUUUGUAUAUUAACAAUUCAUGUCGCCACAUAUGUGGUCAUUAUACUGGUGAAUAAUUUAUAUGUGGACGUUUUACCCGUAUUUUAUUAUAUAUGUUGUGUGAUGCAUGUCAUUAUGUUUCAUUUGAUGUUGUUCAAGUGGACUGUACUUUAACGAAAUUAGAGUGUAAUAUAAUUGUUAUAUUGAAACCCAAUUAAAUGCUGAAAUAAUUGAA
Messenger RNA from Dreissena polymorpha, 7838 nucleotides. Its product is annotated as protein transport protein Sec24A-like. NCBI's taxonomy places the organism in Eukaryota, Metazoa, Mollusca, Bivalvia, Myida, Dreissenidae. The transcript is spliced from 22 exons. Gene Ontology annotation, molecular function: zinc ion binding; SNARE binding. The record is from RefSeq and is a predicted model, not a curated record. The coding region runs from base 273 to 4484 and encodes 1403 amino acids. Gene Ontology annotation, cellular component: endoplasmic reticulum exit site; COPII vesicle coat. Gene Ontology annotation, biological process: intracellular protein transport; endoplasmic reticulum to Golgi vesicle-mediated transport; COPII-coated vesicle cargo loading.